This is a messenger RNA of Ceratosolen solmsi marchali, 1582 nucleotides long. RefSeq names its product beta-1,4-N-acetylgalactosaminyltransferase bre-4. Gene Ontology annotation, cellular component: Golgi apparatus. Gene Ontology annotation, biological process: glycosphingolipid biosynthetic process; carbohydrate metabolic process. The record is from RefSeq and is a predicted model, not a curated record. Bases 179 to 1474 code for a protein of 431 amino acids. Lineage: Eukaryota; Metazoa; Arthropoda; Insecta; Hymenoptera; Agaonidae. The transcript has 6 exons. Gene Ontology annotation, molecular function: N-acetyl-beta-glucosaminyl-derivative 4-beta-N-acetylgalactosaminyltransferase activity; galactosyltransferase activity.
UAAUAAGUGGUGGCUGUGCUUGUGUGUUGGCAGUUCGUGAGGCCGGUGUGGCGCGCGUGGGGCGGGAGGCAGGUGCCGUUGGCGCGCCGACGCCGGCGGCGCCCGACGUCUGGCCGUCCACGAGGGAGAGCCGAGACCACGGGAGCCCCAGUCAUGGUUACGGUGUCACGUGGAUGCGAUGACUGUGGCCGCAGCCGUGGCCGCUCCGUGGCACCGGGCCCACGUCUAUAAGGCUAUCGCCUGCAUCGUCUUCGUGCUCAUCGCCCUGCAGUACCUCAGCGGAGCCUUCGACCGCCGAUCGAUCGAGACGAUAUUCGCCAUCAACACUAGUCGACCGCCACCUCAGCGGGCCUUCGUAAUAUACGGACCAGCGACGGCAACGAGCGUCGACGAGGUGGAAGACGAGGUCCCGGGUAGCGACGGCAGUGUCGCCCCCGUUGUGAAUUCGAGCAACGCAAACCUCCUCAGCACCCUUACGCCCGUUGGCAAUUAUUCCUCUACGGGACCGAGGGACAAUUCAUCCUUGGUGAUGAUAUUCCAGCAGCAGCAGCAACAGCAACAGCAACAGCAACAGCAGGAGGACGUGGCCCUACGAAUAAGGAAUACGAGCGCUUCCUCAACGACAUCGCCAAUCCUCGAGGCCCCGACGCCUCACGACCUUAAUCGCUGCCCGCUAGUACCGCCGAAUCUAGUGGGCCCGAUGACGGUGAGCAAAACACCCCCGGACCUCGCAGCCAUGGAGCGGGCUUUCGCCAAGGUGAAGCUAGGCGGUCGGGGCUUGCCAGAGAGCUGCAUCGCCCGCUAUCGCGUGGCCAUCGUCGUCCCCUUCCGGGACCGCUUCCAACACCUCAUGACCCUGCUCUACAAUCUGCACCCGAUGCUGCUACGCCAGCAGAUCGAUUACCAGAUCUUCGUCGUCGAGCAGGAGGGUACUUGGCAAUUCAACCGGGCGAUGCUCAUGAACGUCGGCUAUGUGGAGGCGCUGAAGGAGCGGCCGUUCGACUGCUUCGUCUUCCACGACGUGGAUCUACUACCCGAGGACGACAGGAACUUGUACACGUGCCCGGAACAGCCUCGCCACAUGUCAGUGGCUGUCGAUAAAUUCCUCUACAGGCUACCGUACAACGACCUUUUCGGCGGCGUUUCCGCCAUGACGACUGAGCACUUCCGUCUGGUGAAUGGCUUCAGCAACGUCUUCUGGGGCUGGGGCGGCGAGGACGAUGACAUGGCGAACCGAAUCAAGGCCCGGGGCCUCCACAUCUCCCGCUACUCGGCCAAUAUCGCACGCUACAAGAUGCUGAUGCACAAGAAGGAGAAGGCGAACCCCAAGCGGUAUGAAUUUCUAAAGACGGGCAAGAAGAGAUUCCUGUCGGAUGGCCUUAACAAUCUCCAAUACGAGGUUUUGGUGAAAAAGAAGCCCAAGCUCUACACUUGGUUUCUCGUUCAUCUGACGCCACCCACACAGCCCAGCUGAUGGCUACCAUGGAUCGUCGGGUAAACUCGCGGAAAAUUCGACGUCGUUUUAAGUGAGUCCCGAUCGAUCCAAUUGUAGAGAAAUUCUACAUACGAGUCUGCUGAAACA